Molecule: messenger RNA, 1119 nt
Organism: Kluyveromyces lactis
Lineage: Eukaryota; Fungi; Ascomycota; Saccharomycetes; Saccharomycetales; Saccharomycetaceae
Gene: PEX7
Product: Pex7p
Exons: 1
Coding region: 1-1119 (372 amino acids)
Biological process (GO): protein import into peroxisome matrix
Cellular component (GO): peroxisomal matrix; cytosol
Molecular function (GO): protein binding
Source: RefSeq, a predicted model, not a curated record
AUGUUAAAGUAUCAUAUGAAAGGCUAUAGUGGUUACGGUGUAGCUUACUCACCUUUCUACGAUAACAAACUUGCGGUUGCUUCAGGUUCUAACUUUGGUUUGGUUGGUAAUGGAAAACUAAUAAUUUUAGACAUAAUGCCAAAUGGUCAGUUAGUAGAGUCUAAUUCUUUCCUAACUCAAGAUGGGCUUUUCGACUUGGCAUGGAAUGAAUCUCAUGAGAACCAGUGCCUUGUUGCUCAAGGCGAUGGUUCUUUGAGGUUAUUCGAUAUUAAAUUGAAGGACUAUCCAAUAGCCAUAUAUAAGGAACACCAACGUGAAGUAUUCAGCUGCAAUUGGAAUAUGAUACAAAAGCAGAUGUUUGUCAGCAGUUCUUGGGAUGGAAAAGUGAAGCUAUGGUCUUUGAUGAGACCUCAAAGUUUGAUGACUAUGAGUCCGAACGACACUAAUGCUGCUUCAACUCUCAGUAGAACCUCCGCUGUUGCGCCGGUACGUGUACCAAUGUCCAAUCAGAAAGAGCACCAGCACGCUGAUGGAAACAAAGAAUGUAUCUACCAGGCUACCUUUUCUCCGCAUGAUCCAAACCUAGUCUUAUGUUCUUCUGGAAAUUCAUUCAUUUCGCUUUACGAUCUAAGGGUGCCUAAUAAUGGGUUACCGCAACAUCAAUUUCUUGGCCAUGGGGGAUUUGAAGCCUUGACCUGUGAUUUUAACAAAUAUAGACCUCAUAUAAUUGCUACGGGUGGAGUGGAUAAGAUGAUAAAAGUAUGGGAUUUGAGAAUGUGCAGAAAAAUGCUGUCACAAGGACAUCAACCAAUCAACAUUAAUGAAAUUCAAGGCCAUGAAUUAGCCGUUAGAAAAGUGACAUGGUCACCUCAUCAUAGUAACAUGUUACUUUCAACAUCAUAUGAUAUGACGUGCAGAGUUUGGACAGAUCUAAGUGAUGAUGGUCAUGGGCUGACCGGGAAAACGAAUAGCAUUGAUCCAGCCCAUGGUUGUAGAUUCAUAUUUAUGGAGCAUUCCGAGUUCGUUUUUGGAGCAGAUUGGAGUUUAUGGGGUACGCCAGGCUUUGUUGCUUCGACUGGCUGGGAUGGUCAAGUUUGCAUUUGGAAUGGCAUAAGAUAG